Molecule: messenger RNA, 1813 nt
Organism: Daucus carota subsp. sativus
Lineage: Eukaryota; Viridiplantae; Streptophyta; Magnoliopsida; Apiales; Apiaceae
Product: nuclear transport factor 2
Exons: 10
Coding region: 184-1512 (442 amino acids)
Cellular component (GO): ribonucleoprotein complex; cytosol
Molecular function (GO): mRNA binding
Source: RefSeq, a predicted model, not a curated record
ACAAGUGCCCCUUUUUUUUGACAGCGACCAGCGUCCCUUGAACACCAUAUAAUCGAGCAAUAGACUAAAGCCUAUUUUUUCUCGUACCCUUGUAAUCGGCAAUCUCGUCUCAAUUGAGGUUUAUUUGCCUGUCAACUUCGGGGUUUUGAUAUCGGACUAUCUCAAGAAGUCGCUAGAUAAUUCAUGGAAGAGAUGAAACUAGAAGCAGCUCUAGAAUCGCCAGCAUUGUCCGUUAACGAAGAAGUGGUUGCAGAAGUUGCUCAACAAUUGCCUGAUGAAUUGUCCCCUAAACAAGUAGCAGAUGCUUUUGUGCUCCAGUACUACCAUAUUCUUCGUGAAUAUCCUGACCAUGUUCAUAAGUUUUACAAGGAUGCUAGCAUCAUGUCACGUCUAGGAUCUGAGGGUAUGAUGCUGUCAGCAAAUACAGUGCAAGAAAUAGAUGAUUCAAUAUUGUCCUCCACAUAUAAGGAGUGGGAACCUGAUAUGAAAUCUGUGCAUGCCCAAGAGUCCAUAUUGGGCUCGGUGAUUGUUGGAGUUACAGGAAGUUUGUCUGAUAAGUAUAAUACCAAGAGAACCUUUGCACAGACGUUCUUAUUGGUUCCUCAAGAAACUGGCGGAUUUUAUGUCCGCAAUGAUUUUAUGAUGUUUUUGGACAUGAAUGAUGAACCCACAGAAACAGUGUCAGUUUCCGAGGCAGUCCCAGCUUCUUUAACAUCUUUAUCACUCAAAGAGUCUGAUGUUCCUAGCAACGAGGAAAAGAGAAGCUCUGUGUUUGACCCAACCCCAAAGGAGGCUCUUGAAAUUCUGAAGAAAGAUGGCGCUCCUGGUAGUUUAAAGACGAAAAGUGAAAUCUUAGUCACUAAACCUGUUGAAAAUGCUCAAGAAGAUGACCCUAAGAAGAUAUCAUAUGCCUCAAUUCUGGCUAAAGAAGUUUCCUUAUCAACAUCUGCCGAUGUAUCUUCACCUCCUGUCACUGUCUUGCCAAAAGCUGCACGCAUGGCCCCUUCUAAAGCAUCAGCGCCUCCCACCAACGGUACUUCAAGCGUAAAUGGCAGCUUAAGUGCAGAAGCACCGACGGGGAUUCAUAUCAAGAAUUUAGUUCCUGACGUCACCCAGGAAGACCUUCUGAAAGCGGUCCGGAAAUAUGGCAUUGUGAAACCACGAAGUAUCCGGAUCAGAGAGUAUUCAGAGGAUGGAUAUAGGUAUGCUUUUGUGGAGUUCGAGUCUCCUAUAUCUGCCAGCAGGGCAGUAAAGGAUGGUGAAAUAUCGAUUGGGGGAAGAAAAUUUGAAGUCCAAUACAAACGGUUGCCUAAUCAAGGGGUAAACCAUGGUAAGUCCGGAACUGGUGGACACAGCAAUGACAAUUCUUGGGGGCAUGCUCUGGAAGGCUGUGGCGGAAGUAAUGAUGGUGAGUCUGGCAAAUCAAACUGGAGGAACUCAAGUCAAAACCAACGUCAUGGUGGGUCCUCUGGUGCCGCAAGGCAGAAUGGCGGUUCAAGCAUCCGUAUGUAGCAGAAGCAUGUGCUGGCCCUGUAGCUCAAGCAUGAUGAUCUAUAUUCUUCUGCAAAAUUUGUUUUGAGUUUUACAUUAGGCAUACCAUCUUUGGGAAAUGACUGAUUUGUAGCAUUUCUAGCUUAGCACAGACAUGGAAAAUGAAUCCCAAACCCCCGCCCAACAAUUGAAUUAAACACACAGCAACAGUUGCAUGCUUGUGUUGGCAUAAGAUGUGCAAGGCUUCGGAAAAAGCCUAUUUGAACUUUAAAAUUGCUAAUUGACAGCAGGUUUGUUUAAUUGGUAUUCUGAUUGAUCUUUA